Messenger RNA from Colletotrichum truncatum, 2910 nucleotides. RefSeq names its product DUF1620 domain containing protein. Gene Ontology annotation, cellular component: EMC complex. Gene Ontology annotation, molecular function: protein binding. The record is from RefSeq and is a predicted model, not a curated record. Lineage: Eukaryota; Fungi; Ascomycota; Sordariomycetes; Glomerellales; Glomerellaceae. Gene Ontology annotation, biological process: protein folding in endoplasmic reticulum.
AUGCGCCUUCCAACGCUGCUUUUAGCAGCCUCAUCUCUGGUUGGCGCGGUGUUCGUCGACGAAGUUGAUGACAUCGAUUACCACCACGAACUUAUCGGCGUCCCCCAAGUCGAGACCACCUUCUUCCACAAGCCUCGAAAGGCCGACAAAGCUUCCCUCCUGUACUCGCUGAGCGAUGUCGGCGUCGUUGGAGCCGUCAACCCUAGCAAUGGCGCUGUCGUUUGGCGUCAAUUUCUGACUGGCAAUAUCACAAAUGGCGGCGGACACUUGCGAGCGGCCGAAGGCGAGGAUUGGGUUGUGUCCGCGUAUGGCAGUUCAGUACAUGCCUGGAACGCCUUGUCGGGUAAAAACGCGUGGUGGAUGGACUUUACAGGCGAAAUAAGGGAUUUGGAGGUGAUGGAGCUGACGGAGAACGAUCGCACAGAUGUUCUGGCGCUCUUUGAAGAAGAGGAUGGCUCGUCAAUUCUGAGGAGACUAAACGGCGCCGAUGGCAGCGUCGUUUGGGAGUUCAAGGAUGCAAGCAAGACCAACCCCCUCCAGGUAUCUAACAACAUCGAAAAGAUCUUCGUUGUCAGCCUUUAUGGAUCAGCCAACUCUUACGGUGUGCGUGUGUCUGUUCACGACACUUUGACAGGCAAGCGCACUGACGACAUCAGCAUCGGCACUAAGGGCGAUGUGCUGAGCAAGGAGGACAUCAUGUUUGUUGGUGCCAACUCCGCCUCUCCCAUUGUCGCCUGGACCGAUCCCUCCCACACAAAGCUGAAGGUCAACGUUCUUGGCACCAAGGCGAAGCAGGAGUUCCCUCUUCCAUCCGACACAUUGCAAGUGGCGAUUCAUGCCCCGCAUCACCUCCAUUCCGAGCCGCAUUUCCUGGUUCACAGCAGAACCAGUACUGGCAACAAGGGUGAUGUUUACCACGUCAAUAUUAAGACCAAUGCCAUCACCAAGGACCACGAGCUUCCCCUGCUGCCUGGCCUGGGCGCUUUUUCUACCAGCUCUGAGGGCGCCAACGUUUGGUUUACACGCAUCACUGACGAGGAAGUCAUCCUGACCUCUUCCAACUCGCAUGCCAUUCUGGGCCGUUGGCCGUACAAGGCUGGCACUGAAGGCGUCUCUGCAAUCCAUGCUGUCUCAGAGGUUAUCAAGAAAGCUAGCGACAACUUCGCCGUUCGUUGCGCCGCCGUUACCACCUCAGACGACUGGAUUUUGGUCCGCAACGGAGAGCAGGCCUGGAGCCGUCCUGAGGGUCUUACUGGUGGUGUUGCCGCCGCUUUCGCCGAGAUCCCCGAAAGCGAGGAUCUGGCUAAGACUCUUGAGGCGGAGGCUCACAGCAACAUUCUUUCGGCGUACAUUCACCGCGUCACCCGCCAUAUUGACGACCUCGCCUAUCUGCCAGACUACCUUGCAUCAAUCCCUCAGCGCCUAGUCAGCAGCAUUACUGGAUCCGAAAUCUCACCCAAAGAUGAUCGCAUCUCGCGUGAUUCCUUCGGCUUCAACAAGUUGGUUGUCCUCGCCACCCGCCGAGGCAAGCUGUUCGGUCUCGACGUUGGCAAGCACGGCAAGGUCAUCUGGAAGCUCAAUGCCUUUGACAUUCCCCGCGGCCAAGCAUGGGAUGUUAAGGGUAUCUUCGUGGAGGACGUCAAGUCCCAUGUUACUGUACGUGGCUUCCACGGAGAGUAUGUGGUUGCCAAAACCGAUACUGGCAAACUGGUCGACGCCAUGCCCGAGGGGUCUUGGGCACAGACUCAGGCUGCUGCGAUUGUUGACAGCCCAUCUGGGCAAUGGCUUGCCCCUGUUGGUAUUGGUGGUGCCAUCGGCGACGUCCCUGCUGCGUGGGCCCCUAAGCAGACCGUUCUUGUCCGUGGAUCAAACGGAGAGCUAAAGGGGCUUACCUACAUCAACAAGGAAGAAACUGCAAAGGAGCAAGUCGCAUGGGAGUUUUCCGCGCCGGCCGGUUACAACAUUGUUGAUAUCGCCACUCGCCCUGUCCACGAUCCCAUUGCAUCGAUUGGUAGGGUUCUCGGUGACAGACGCGUCAAGUACAAGUACCUAAACCCCAACACCGUUGUGGUUUCUGCAGCAAACGCUGCCAAGUCUACCCUUAGCGUCUACCUCCUUGACUCUGUGUCGGGCCAGGUUCUGCAUUCUACUACUUAUGAGGGUGUCGAUAGCAACAAGAACAUCCAGUGCGCCCUCGCCGAGAACUGGUUUGUGUGCACGUUCUUCGGCCAGUACUCGCUGAAGGACGACGCUGGUCAGCCUCUUUCCGGCCAGUCUCUCAAGGGCUAUCAGAUUGUUGUCUCCGACUUGUACGAGAGCGAUUACGCCGAUGACCGUGGCCCCCUGGGUGAUGCUGCCAACUUCUCCUCCACCGAACCGGUCGAAACACCUACUGGAGCCCCUCUUCCCUCAGUCAUCAGCCAGGCUUGGAUUCUGUCUGCCCCGCUGGCUGCUUUGGCUGUCACCCAGACACGCCAGGGUAUCACCAGCCGUAAUGUUCUGGCCUACCUUCCCGAGUCGCAUGCUAUUGUCGGUCUGCCACGCCAGCUGCUUGAGCCCCGGCGUCCUGUUGGACGUGACCCGACACCUGCGGAGAUGGAGGCCGAGGGACUGAUCAAGUACCACCCGGCUCUGGAGAUCGACCCAAGACAGAUUAUCACUCAUCAGCGCGAUGUCAUUGGUGUCCAGAAGAUCAUUACUUCACCCACCAUUGUUGAGAGCACCAGCUUGGUCUUCUCUUUUGGUGUUGAUAUCUUUGGCAGCCGCGUCGCUCCUAGCUUCGCUUUUGAUAUCCUUGGAAAGGGGUUCAACAAGAUCAGCCUCAUUUCCACUGUACUUGCCCUCACUGUCGGUGUUGCCGUGUUGGGCCCAAUUGUGCGCAAGAAGCAGACGAACCUGAGGUGGGCAUAA